AUGCGCGUCAUCUCCAAGACCAAGCUGCCGCGCAUGAACAACAGCGAGCGCGGCAAGUUCUACCGCCAGAAGUACCGCGAGUACGAGGAGCAGCUCGAGCAAGACGUGCAGCGGCUGCAGAGCGAGGUGCACGAGCUGCAGCGGCUGCUCGAGCUGCGCCAGCUCCUGCCGCAGCAGUAUCCCCGCGUGGCUCUGGACGAGGUGCGGGCGGCCACGCAAGUCGUGUACGAAGGCUUGAUCCGACUCCACGAGCGCUGGGCGUCUAUCGAUCGGGGCUCGGACUCACCUUCGGCUGCGUUGGUCCAGCAGACCACCUCGGACGAGAUUCGAUCUGCGGAGCACGUUCACGCCCAGCAGAGGCUCCUGCCGCUCAGUCCGUCCCAGUCCGAGUACUUCAUUGCACGGCAUCAGCACAUCGCGACUCCGAUGCUGUUCAAGCUCGAGUCGGUCGAGAUCCAGGGCCCCAGCGACAGCAGAAUCGUCGUUGCCCACGGCCGACUAUACGCCCAGUACCGACCGGCGGACCUUGAUGUGCUUUUCCCAGUCAUCCGCCACAACAAGCACCUCGCCGCGCGACUGCUGGCGAGGGAGGUCGCGUACAGCUGCACGUACCGCUUCCACACAGCAACCCCGUUCGAGGCGGGCGACUUGGCCUUUGUAAGCGUCGAGCUUGACGCUGUCGGCGGCCUGCUGGCCACGAUCCCCAAUCUCCACUGC
Phytophthora sojae is the source of this 717-nucleotide messenger RNA. RefSeq lists its product as hypothetical. The record is from RefSeq and is a predicted model, not a curated record. The annotation marks the transcript as partial. Lineage: Eukaryota; Oomycota; Peronosporomycetes; Peronosporales; Peronosporaceae. The transcript has a single exon.